UUUCACCUACGUCGCUUGUGGCAAUUGUUAAUUAUAACAAGUUAUAAUUAUCUUCAACAGAUACCCAAAAAUCAUGACAACUGCUAUUCAAGACGAAAUCGUUAUCAAUCAACCUGAUAACACACCUAAACACGAUAUCAGUGACGACAAUAACAGCCUCAAUAAAAGCUCAGAUCCCGAUGAAAAAUUAAAUCAAUAUUUCAAUCCCGAAGUAUUGUCUAGGGACAACAACCUAUUUGUCCAAAACCACAACAAAAUCAUCUUUGGUAAGACUUCUGACAACAAAAUCUUCCCGAUUCCUAAGACAAACGAUAUGGUCCAGACCUUGUUCAAUCCCUUUAUCAAAAAAUCCUUAAUUGAUAUCUUAAACGUAAUUUUAUUAUCUUUAAAUUUGAUUUUUUUAUUUUUCUUUGAAAAAUUUUUCGACUUUAAUCCAAAUUUUAAAAUAUACUUUUUCACUUUUUUUUACGUCUUUUGGAGAUUUUCUUAUAAUCUAGGUAUUGGUUAUUUGCUAUAUAAUCAGUCAAAUUAUAACUUCAUCACCGAUUAUUUUGUCAAGAAAAAUCUUUUUAAUUAUAAUUAUAAAGAUACUCCUGACAAUUUUAUUCAGUCCUUUAUUAGAUCUCAAUUAAGAACUAAGAUCGGAAAUAAUUAUAAUUUAUCUGAGCAUCCAAUCGAGUUCAAUUCUUGGAUCCUAUUUAGACAUUUGGUCGAUUUAAUCUUAAUGCAAGAUUUCACUGUUUAUUGUUGUUUGGUUUAUUCUGUUUAUUCGAAUUUAAAUACCAAUUUAUUUGAAUCGACUUUGUUGGAUUUUUUCAGACUAGUUAUUGGGAUAUCCUUUAUUUUAUUCAACAUUUGGGUUAAAGUUGACGCUCAUAAUAUUGUCAAAGACUAUGCUUGGUACUGGGGUGAUUUUUUCUUUUUGCAAGUUAAUAACCAUUUAAUCUUCAAUGGGGUUUUCAACAUGUUUCCUCAUCCAAUGUAUUCGAUCGGUUAUAUAGGUUACUAUGGCUUUGCUUUAUUAACUAAAAGUUACCUUAUUUUAUUCAUCAGUAUUUUCGCUCACUUGUUGCAAUUUUUUUUCCUUUACUCAGUUGAAGAACCCCAUAUUAAUAAAAUUUACGGUGAACCAAUAUCAAUUUCUUCAAUUCAAAUCAAUAAUAUUGAUAACAAAAUCUUUAAAGUAAAACCUUUAUUAAUCUUCAGUAAUUUUAAAAUUAUUAGACCAAAUGAUUCCUUAACUGUUUUAAUUAUCUCAUUGUUAUCACUAUUAUCUUUUAAUUCUAUCAAUAAUAAUUUCCAACUAUUUUUAAUAACUUUGUCGGCAAAGUGUUUUUUCUCAAUCCUUAUUUUUUAUAUUCUUUCAAAUCAAUCAAAGAACCAAAGUUAUUCAAGAAUUUAUCUUAAAUACGAUUUUACCUUAAAUGACGCUUUUAAUGAUUGGUGUGUUUUUUACAACCUAGGUCACUUGGUUGUUUAUACAUUAACUUUUGUCUUGGCCUUUAAGGAAUUGUUUUAUAAUAAUAUUACUACCACUAAUAAUAAUAAUAAUAAUAGCAAUAAUUUAAUGGAUUUCCCCUUAAGACUAACGAUCGGUGUCUUUUUCAUCAUACUAAAUUUAAUUUGCAAUAAAUCAAUUAUCAAUACACUUGGUUUAUUUGGUUGGUUUUAUGGUGAUUUCUUCUUGCCCCUAUCAAAUUUCAGUCAGCCAAAUUUAACAAGAUCUGGAAUUUAUAGAUAUUUAAAUAAUCCUGAAAGAUUACUAGGAAUUUUGGCAAUUUGGGGUCUAACCAUUAUUACUUGGUCUCCAUUUUUUUUCAUUCUAGCAAUGGUUUGGACUUUAAAUCAAAUUUUAUUAAUUAAAUUUGUUGAAGAGCCUCAUAUGAUCAAACUUUAUGGUGAACAACAAGUCUCACAAGAUAGUGGAGUUUCAACUGAAUUUAAAAAGAUUUUACCUAAAAUUGAUGUUUUUGAAAAAAUCAGAACUUAUUCAAUGAGUCAAGAUUUAAACAAAAAUCCAUCCUCUCAAAUUAAAAGUGAAAUUCAAAAAAAUAACAAAAAAAAUAAUAAAUCCAUUAUUAAUAAUAACAGUAAAAACUAUGACCAUGACACUGAUAUUGAUAAUGAUUUUAGCGAUAUAAUUGAUAAAAAGCUUUUCAUUUCCAAAUCUAAAGAUGAAGAAUAUUCAAUUGAAUUUUUAAAUAUGAAAGUGAAUCCAACUUCAAAAUCAUUAUAUAUUAACGUUGGAGAACCAAUUGUUAUUAAAUAUAAAAUUCCGAUUGAACAUGAUAUUAAAGACUGGAUUGGAUUAUACAAGAUUAUUUCCACUUCAAAAUCUAAACAAAAAACAAUGAUACCAUCAAAUGGACACUGGAUUCCUGUUUUAAAGGAUUCAUAUAAGAAUAAGAAAAAUGAGAAAAUUUCAAACUCAUUGGGCGUGUUAAUUGAUAAUAUAAUUGAAGAGGCAAAUGAUGAGAAAAAAAAGUAUAAAAUUGGGUACUUGAAAUUUUAUAAUGAGUUCUUAUAUUUUGAAAAGGGAGUUUAUGAAUUAAGGUACCAUAGAGAUAGUUCACACUCAGUUUUAGUUAUAUCCAAACCGUUUGAAAUUAAGAUUAAGAAAAUUGAAAUUCCAGGAAAUAAGUUCAAUCUUAUACAACAUAAAGAUUUUGAAAAGAUUGAGGAUGAAGAUAUUAAUAAAUUUCAACGAGAUAUUUUGAAAUUGUUACAAAACUUAUUUGUGACUGAGAAUGAAAAGAUUGAUAUUAGUAAUGUAAUUGAAAGUGAUUAUUUAUUAAAUUUUAAUAAUCAAAAUUUCAUUGAGUUGAUUGAACAAAUUAUUAAUACGAAUAACUUAAUUUAUGAUAGUGAUGAGAUUAGGGAAAAACUUGACAAGUUUUUAAAGAAAAUGAGUAAUCUCAUUGAGGAUUCGACAAAUAUUGAGAUUUCCAAUGAAGUUUUAAUUAAAGAUAAAACAUUGAAUAAUUUGUGCAAUAGAUUGAUUGUUAUUAAGAAAGUUUUGAAUGAUUUGUCCAAGUGAGGAGGGUAGUAUUGUAAUUGAGUUACUUUUAUAAAAUCAAAUUUAGUGUAUAUAUACAAACAGUUAAUAGUGUUUUUUUUUUGUUUUAUUUAUGUUAAAAUUUUGCUAAACUAUGUCUAAAUUAUGUUUAAAUUAUGUCUAAAUUCUUUUAAUUUAUAUACUUUUUUUUAGUUAGAUAACUAUUAUUUGGAUUAUAUUUUUGAUUUCAUUUUAAAUUGAUUGAAGGAUUAGUCAUUAGUAAAGACGUGUAAUUUACUGAUUGG
This is a messenger RNA of Ascoidea rubescens DSM 1968, 3300 nucleotides long. RefSeq names its product phosphatidylethanolamine N-methyltransferase (gene CHO2). Gene Ontology annotation, biological process: phosphatidylcholine biosynthetic process. Gene Ontology annotation, molecular function: phosphatidylethanolamine N-methyltransferase activity. The record is from RefSeq and is a predicted model, not a curated record. The transcript has a single exon. The coding region runs from base 74 to 3037 and encodes 987 amino acids. NCBI's taxonomy places the organism in Eukaryota, Fungi, Ascomycota, Saccharomycetes, Ascoideales, Ascoideaceae.